AUGGAGCAUAAACUAGCAACUGCGGAGAAAAAAGUCCUAGUAGAGCUGGUGAAGCUAGUGCAGAAGCGAGGUUUGGAAGGCGAGAAAGGAGGAUGGAAGGAAUUCCUAAAAUCUUACGACAAGAAAUUCGGAGCGAGUGUGAGUGAUCCUUCGAGGCGCUCCAAUGAUGUUUUGGUCGCUUUUCUUUCCUCAUUGAAUAAGAAAGAAGAUUUGCAGCUAUUGGCUAGGGUUAUGCAAUGUGAUGCUAAUCGUAAUCUGAUUGAGAAAUUCAAGGAAGAAUCUCCGGAUAAAGAGACUCCUGAGCAGAGGUUGGUCCGAAUGACUAUUGCACAUGACAAGUACCCAACAUUCUAUUCGUUCCCGUCUUAUGCCGACGAUUGGUUUGUAACGGAGAAUGGAAAGAAGAAGUCAAAAGUGAUGAAAUCGACGAGAAUGCUUGCUAUUGAUUGUGAGAUGGUUACCUGUGAAGAUGGCAGUGAAGCUGUGGUUAGAGUUGGCGCCGUGGACCGUGACUUAAAGGUGGUUCUUGACAAAUAUGUGAAACCGAGCCUACCAGUUGUUGACUAUAAGACGGACAUUACUGGAGUUACUGCUGAGGAUGUUGAGAAAGCUACUCUCUCUGUUGCAGACAUACAGAAAAAGCUACGGAGGUUUCUCUGUGCGGGAACUAUUCUUGUAGGCCACGGUUUGAACAAUGAUCUUCAAGUGCUGAAGAUAGAUCAUGCGAGAGUGAUAGAUACUGCGUUGGUAUUUAACUAUGCCGAUGCAAGAGCUUCUAAAUUACCUUCUUUGAAUAACGUCUGCAAGGCUGUUUUGGGGCAUGAAGUGCGAAUGACGGGUGCUACUCACAACUGUGUUCACGACGCAGCAGCUGCUAUGAAAGUUGUACUUGCUGUUGUCGAAAAAGGAGUAGACACCACCAUUGCACAACCUGAAGAAAUGGUGGAGGCUGAGAAGGCGAUACAGGAGGCGAAGAAGUCACAACUCCUCCUUCAUAAAAUACCUCACAGUGUUCCCUCUCAAGAGUUACAUGGACUUGUUUCCGGAGAUUUCACACUCGAUGUUAAGCCACCGAAAAGGCCAGGAGGUUAUUAUACCGCAGUCGUUGUUUUCAACAGUCCAGAAGAAGCAAAUGAAGCAUUUGAAAACGUUGAUGGAGACGCAGAUAAGGAUUCAGUAGGUUUCCCACAAAAAUUGGUUAAGAUUAAGCUGAGUUCUGGAUAUGAAGCUAGUUUAUACCUUCGUAAAAAUGCUCAAGACGGUGAAGUCACCACGAGAAAGAGAACUAACUCAGAGGAGGAUAAUGUGAGUUCAAAGAGACAGAGAAGAGAAGAUGAUGAUUCUGAGGAGACCAGAGAAGGAAAUGUAAACCUUUGUGAAGACCAUUUGAAGGAAAUUGAAGAACUGAAGGAGAAACUCAAAGCUAAGGAGGACUGUGUGAAGAGCAGCGAAGAUCAUUUAAAAGUAAUUGAAGAGCUAAAGGAGAAACUCAAAGCUAAGGACGUUGUGAAGAGCAAUGAAGAUCAGUUAAAGGAAAUUGAAGAACUGAAGCAGAAACUGAAAGCUAAGGAACUUGAGAAUAAGACUCAGGAUAAGAUGAUAACUAACCUCAAAAAGAAACUGGAGAAGAAAAAGUGA
Messenger RNA from Microthlaspi erraticum, 1638 nucleotides. The record is from the annotation of a GenBank genome assembly. NCBI's taxonomy places the organism in Eukaryota, Viridiplantae, Streptophyta, Magnoliopsida, Brassicales, Brassicaceae.